AUGAAGACCACAGGACUUUUCAUCAACCCAGAAAAUCAUGUCCCCACCCUUGAAGAAAUGAAGCAAACGUAUGCGAAGAAGCACGGCUCCAUUUUAGAAAAGGUGUCAGUACUGCAGUCUCGAACCCUACUAAGGCUUAUUAUCGGCGAAAACGCUUUCCAGUGGAUUCAUGGGACUUCCUUUAGUGAAGACUUACACAGGACAGUAAGAAUGAUAAAAGAAAAGCACGAAAAAUUGCAAGCGGUGCGGAUAGCAACAAGUUGUUUCCCGAAGUUCUGCGAGAACGUCAAAGACCGUAUAGAGGAAUAUGCGUUGAAAGAGCCUGCUCUAGUGUCUUUCAUGAACGGAGUGUUGAAUUAUGUUUUUCCAAAGGAUCUUCUUCCGGCUCAACAGCGAACGAUCCUAAUCAAGUUCAUUACUGAUCGAAUACUGUCGUGGCAUUCAGGGACAUCCCUUUUAGCAGCAAACGAGUCGUAUCCAUUGCUCGAUUACGCUGUUAUCGAAAAAGAAGUUAAGAAGAACCUCAAAAGAAUUUGGGCUCUCUGUAACAAUGAUAAGUAUCUGGCCCAGGAGCUACUGGAUGGAAUAACCAGCGGUCUUACCCACUUUAUCGCUCUCUAUGCACUGCACACAUUGAGGAGCCAAACGAAAGUUGGCUUGCAAGGUGAUCUUGCUAGUUUUUAUUUUAUACCAACGUACUACAAGAUCAAAGAGAAACUUAAAUCCAUAGAAAAUGGGAAAUCUAGGAUACCAAAUCAGUCCUGGGGAAGCAAACCUUCGGAAAACGAUACCUCUAGCUCUGUCGAUCCUCCGCAUAAGGAGUCGUCGAACAGUGUUUCUUCCACAUCAAAAAGCAAAACGUCUGCGCUCCAAAAUAUACAGAUUGCUGAGAGAAUACAGGUGUCAACUGUUGAGGAACGGGUGCAACGGCAUGACGUUUUUCAAAGUUCCGCAGGUCCAAACUUGGUCGACGAUAUAAAUCCGCUCCCUCUGAAACGUGUGAAGUUGGAAACAGUGGGAAAAACUCCUCCUAAGUUGUUUCCGCGAGACCGUCCACCUGAUGAUAUUCCAGUUUAUGACUACACAAAGGUGAAGCGCGAGAAUUUUGAUAUUAAAUUUGCACAGAUGGAAACUGAAUCGCGCAUUUCGAACAGCUCCUCAUCGAACUAUGUUUCUGGCUCCGGAUCAGCUUCUAUUGGCGAAUGGGAUGAGGUGUUACGUAGCAUUAAUGCGGAUCCCGGUGUUCCUGAUCAGUACAAGGUUAUGUUUAGGUGUCUUGUAAUGAGCAACAGGGAUUUACGAGACCACAACAAAAUUUUACGAUCUCAGUUAGAGAAAAAUCAGCAAUGA
Necator americanus (New World hookworm) is the source of this 1350-nucleotide messenger RNA. RefSeq lists its product as uncharacterized. The record is from RefSeq and is a predicted model, not a curated record. Lineage: Eukaryota; Metazoa; Nematoda; Chromadorea; Rhabditida; Ancylostomatidae. Bases 1 to 1350 code for a protein of 449 amino acids. The transcript has 13 exons.